Molecule: messenger RNA, 891 nt
Organism: Zingiber officinale
Lineage: Eukaryota; Viridiplantae; Streptophyta; Magnoliopsida; Zingiberales; Zingiberaceae
Product: putative ALA-interacting subunit 4
Exons: 4
Coding region: 108-812 (234 amino acids)
Cellular component (GO): endoplasmic reticulum; plasma membrane; Golgi apparatus
Source: RefSeq, a predicted model, not a curated record
CUUUGAUUGUUAGUGGAUCAAUUGUGAUAUAAUGUAGUUAAAUUCAUUCUUUUGUAUUAUAACUUGUACAAACUGAGUAGUAAUUCAUAUUUCAGGUGCCUAAAAACAUGAAGGCUCCUGUUCACAUUUACUAUGAGCUUUACAACUUCUAUCAGAACCACCGCAGGUAUGUUAAAAACCGAAAUGAUAAGCAACUAAGAAGCAAGGAGUAUGAACUAGAAACUACUAAUUGUGCACCUGAAGCCACAACUGUCGAUGGGUCUCCCAUUGUCCCUUGUGGCCUCAUUGCUUGGAGUUUGUUCAACGACACAUACUCAUUCGCAAUACAGAACAAAGCCAUUGAGGUGAACAAGAAAAACAUAGCCUGGCAAAGUGACAAAGAUGAGAAAUUUGGAAGUGAUGUUUAUCCCAAGAACUUCCAGCAAGGAGGUCUUAUAGGAGGUGCAAAGCUCAAUGAAAGCAUACCCUUGAGUGAGCAAGAAGAUCUCAUUGUUUGGAUGAGAACAGCUGCCCUCCCACAGUUCAGAAAAUUAUACGGGAGAAUUGAGACAGAUCUUGCAGCUAACGAGCAAAUCUCGGUGACAAUACAGAACAACUAUAACACAUACAGCUUCGAGGGGGAGAAGAAGUUGGUGCUUUCAACUACCUCAUGGAUAGGCGGGAAGAAUGAUUUCCUUGGUGUUGCUUAUCUCACAGUCGGCAGCCUUUGCUUAUUUCUUGCACUGGCAUUCAUAGUUCUUUAUCUGCUCAAACCCCGGACGCUUGGAGAUCCUUCAUAUUUAUCCUGGAACCGGAACCCUGACAGACAUUAGAACUUUCAGCUCAAGUUGCAUUCCUAAGUUGGUAUUGUCUAUGCAUGUGUAAUUGCUCCCUUUUAACAAUCUCUGUUCA